Molecule: messenger RNA, 450 nt
Organism: Fusarium proliferatum ET1
Lineage: Eukaryota; Fungi; Ascomycota; Sordariomycetes; Hypocreales; Nectriaceae
Exons: 1
Coding region: 1-450 (149 amino acids)
Source: RefSeq, a predicted model, not a curated record
AUGCGCUUCGAUAUCACUGCAAUCAUCGCGGCUAUGGCCUUGACUGUCUCGGCAGACCGUAUGGAGGUCUUUACGAACUGCGCGGCUGGCAGUUGCCAUAGCGAUGAUGGCAUCUUUUAUACCGACUUUGGUGCCUAUCGUGUAAAUGCCAAUGAAGGGUGCCGAGGAACAUCAGUCCCUGCUAUGACAGAGUUCUGUAUGGACUGGGGCAACCGACGCGGCCACUUUAGGUUUUCUGGACAAGGCAAUAAGCGAUGCCUGGUUCAAGACUCCGAAAACAAGGUCGGCUGUGGAAGCGACGGAACGGACUGCUGGAAGACGACUUGGAAAGAAAUUGCCUGUUACUGGCGCGAGAUACCCAUUCCGGAAGAACAGCUGGCCACCGAGCCUCAUUCGACAUUUUUCACCAGUACAGUCCCUACUGUUGCCACCACUUUCGCUGGAAACUAA